Molecule: messenger RNA, 5364 nt
Organism: Drosophila mojavensis
Lineage: Eukaryota; Metazoa; Arthropoda; Insecta; Diptera; Drosophilidae
Gene: REPTOR
Product: protein CREBRF homolog
Exons: 6
Coding region: 1830-4349 (839 amino acids)
Biological process (GO): regulation of transcription by RNA polymerase II; response to unfolded protein
Cellular component (GO): nucleus
Molecular function (GO): DNA-binding transcription factor activity, RNA polymerase II-specific; RNA polymerase II transcription regulatory region sequence-specific DNA binding
Source: RefSeq, a predicted model, not a curated record
UAUCAAUCGGUCAAGAACGUUUGUCGAGCGCGGACACGGAACGGAAUAUAACACAGUUAAUGUGUGCAUUCGUGUGUGUAGCAAUACAGAAUACACACACACAUGUACUCACAUAGAGCUCGGUGCAGAGUGCGAUAAUCAAAAUAAAACACACAAAAAUUAUUUUUAUUGUCGUUUCGUACAUGUCAGAAACGCUGAUAGAAUGAACAACGAGCGUCAAUGCAGCGCGUGCAAAAAAUCAAAGUAAAUAAAUACAAACUAAAAAAUUAAAUAUAUUUCAUCAAAAAGUAGUUGUGUUCAUAAUUCAAUUAGCGUGCAAUGAAAACAAAUCUUAAAAAAACGAGAACAAAACGCGUUUUGGUCAUGCAAACUUUACUAAAUUAAAUCAGAUGCCAGGCAUUAAUUUAAACAAACUCGCUUAGGUAAUGCGCGAACUAGUUUCAACAUUCAAUCACAUAAAAGAACAACAACACCAAACAAAUCUGCAUAAAUAAAUACAGCAUCAAACAUUCAAAAUACAGAAAUAAAAAAAAUAAAAUAAAAAAAACCCUGCCAAAUAUAAAGAGUGCUGGAAUUUAAAAAACAAGAAUUCUAACGCUGCCGUUAACGUCGACAUCGACGCGACGUCUGUCCAACAACUCUGUCUCUCUUUCCCCCCAGCUGAAACACUCAUACACACACAUACGCCCAUAAAGGAGCGUGCGCGCACAUGUGAGAGAGCUUUUCUUUGCUGUAUUCCAACUGCUCAACGCUUGCUUUGAUCAGUUGUUCGCAACGCGCUCAGCUGCUUGGUUGAAAUCACCGCAAAAUUGACAGCAACAACAGCAACGUAAACAAAAGCGCCCACAAAAGCUUUUAAGUUGUUGUAAAUUUUUGCCAUAAUUAUUAAGCAAAUUUACGCUAUAUAUACAUAUACAUAUAUAGAUAUAUAUAUAUAUUGAACCUCACAACGUGUGCCAUCGAGUAACAGUGUUGUCUAACAGUUGAAGAUAAAGCAAGAAUAGCUUCACUAUUUAAAUUCUCAAACUUCAAGUCUUACGUCAACAACAAUAACCACAGCAGAACAAAUUCGAUUCAAAGUAUAACAAUUCAUUGAGUUAAUGUUUUUGUUUCUGGUGACAAGCUGAUAAGAUUUCGCCGCGAGUGUAUAUAUACAUACAUACAUAAUAUAUAUUAUAAUUUUACUUAUCAAAAUUUAUAGUGUGCGUAGUUCUACUCUUAUAAAUAUUAUACCCAUACACAUAUAAAAUAUUUCUGUUUUAAUCGCCACAUGUGUGACCCAAUUUAUAAAAAAGAAAAAAAAUUUAAACAACAAAAAGCGUGUUUAACACCAACAGAGAAAUACACAAUUUACAUAUGAAACAAAUCAAGCUCCAAUGCAUGGGCACGCAUACGAAUUAAUUAAUGAAAGAAAAAAUGCGUUAAAGAAAAUGUUUGUAUAAACAUUGCGAGCAAUUUGCUUAACAAUUUUUUAUGUAUUAUUCGUGGUCUUUAAAAAUAUAUAAAAUCAACCCAACGCGGAAGUUAAAAACGAUCGCUCUAUAGACGAUUUACAACACUAUCAACGCGCCUUAACUGCAAAUUGUUUAUACUUUUAUAUACAUGUAUAUAAAUAUAUAGUAUAUCAUUUUAUAACUGAACGCUGCUAAAUUACAAGCAGCUCUAAAGCAACUGCGCAGUCGCCGCGCAGCGCCUGGGCGCCAGGCGCUCAACAACAACAACUAUCAUCCAACAACAGCCAGCAGCAACAACAAUAAUUAAAUAGUUGGGAGCAGCCACGCCUUCUGCCCACCUUCGCCCACGGCAUUGAUCUCUACAUUAGUGACGCCAUGACUGAGAAUCAGGUAUAUCCCAUGUCAUCGGAAUUCUUUGACAGUGGCUCGAACAGCAGCAGCAAUCCGUUGAAAUACGAAUUAUAUGCACUGGCCACGCCCUCGCUGAGCAUACAAACCGGCAGCUACAACAACAGCAGCAGCAACAGCAACAACAAUAGCAACAGCAACAGCAACAACAACAAUUCGAGUGCCAUUUCGAGCAGCAGCAACAGCUACACAUCAAAUGUAAUGCUGAGCACAACGGCAAUUAGCAUACCGCGCAGCAACAAUUCCAAUCAGAGCCACCAUCAUAGCCACCACCAUCAUCCGUAUCAGCAGCUGAGCGGAACGCCAACAUUGACACCGACUCCACGCCAGCAGCAGCAUCAUUUGCACAGUUUGCCCAGCAUGGCGCAGCAGCAACAAUUGCAGCAGCAGCAGCAACAGCAGCAACAACAACAGCAGCAGCAACAGCAACAGCAAUCGCUGCAGCUGGGUGAACUCAACGUUUUUGGUUUGGACGCAUUGGAUGCAGCUUCGUUGUCACCAACUCUGCUGCAGGACGUCAGCCUGGGCGCCACCUCGCCUCUGAGCUCCAAUUUGUAUAGCAACAGCGUCAACGAUUCGGGCGGCCACAAUGCUGGUGGCAACAGCAGCGCUGCCGGCGCCGGCGUCGGCAGCAGCAACUAUUUCACGCCCGAUCUGAGCUCGUGCCUCAGCCUGAAUUUGCCAUCGGAGCAAUCGCUGCUGCAGGAUGUGGUCCAUGGCAGCGCAUUGCUCUACGAGAUGACGCCCAACUCGAAUGCCAUGUGGAGCGACAUUAGCAGCGCCAUUGUCCAUACCAAAAACGAGCCAUUUAGCCUAGACGACGAUUACAUCUUUCCCAACGACAAGGCCGAGAUGCAAGCCGAGCUGGCCGAAUUGAAUGGCGGCGAUUUCUUGGACGUGAUGAGCACCAUUGAGGAGUUUCUGCCGGCACAGAACUUUUUGCUAUCGCCGCAAUCGCAAACCCAAGAUGCUCUACCUCUGGAGCUGCUGCAGCAGCAGCAGCAACAUCAGCAGCAACAACAACAGCAGCAGCAGCAGCAACAACAGCACCAGCAGCAGCAACAGGCACAGCUGGAAGUUUUGCUCUCGCAGACCCAACAACAGCAAGCGGACACCUACGAGCUGUUCCACAGCACACCACAGAAGCCGCCAUCUCAGUUGGGCUCGAGCUUCUCGCCGGGCAGCCAGGCAUCGCAGUCGCCACUGACGCCACCCCCACCGCCGCACGCCAGCCGCUCGCAGUACCAGCUGGUCAAGUCGCGCAACAUGCAGGAGCUGGCAAAGAAGGGCAUGGCCAUGUCGUCGCCGCCCGACCGUCACUCGCUGCUCAGCCAGACGGCCGCGCUCAGUCCGGGCGGCAGCAGCAGCGGCUUUGGCAGCGCUGCCAGCGGCAACAGCACAACAACUGCCACGGCAAACGCCAGCUCCAGCUCCCACCAGAGCCCCGGCCAGGUGGUCAUCACGGCAACUGCCGCCACGCCUGGCAACAUGCGCAAAUCCUUUGGCUAUCCAACUGGCGGCUCCUCUGUGGAGAACUCUCAGCUAUCGCGCCUAUCGUCGUCGGCGCCAACGCAUCUGGGCGUGGAGCACAUCUGGAUGCGACGUGAGCCGCGACAGCAUUUACUCUCCACCGGCUCGCUGGCCGAAGCCGAGAGCUUCUCCUCGCUGAGCACCGGCAGCGUCUUGUCGCCCGAUGGCAUCGAUUUCUCCCAGGACGACGACGACGAUGCCUCCAGUGACAACAGCGACAACUACGAUGACUUCAGCAGCGAUAACGGCUCUGGGGAUGAGGACGAAACACGCACAUCGACACCGAAUCAAUUGGCCGGCAGCAAGGGCAAGGAGCGUUUCUUUUGGCAGUACAAUGUACAGGCCAAAGGACCGAAGGGCAAGCGGCUGGUCUUCCAGUCCAAGCUGGAGGAUCCACACUUCCUCAACGAGGUCACUGAUCCCGUGUUCAGUCCCACGUGCUCGGUGCGCGGCAUAAAGGUGUAUAAGCACAGCGGCAAGGCACGCAAGGGCGAUGGCAACGACUUGACGCCGAAUGCGCGCAAGCUGCACAACAUUGGCAAGGAGCUGGACAAGCUGAGUCGCACCAUCAACGACAUGACGCCCGUGUCGGAGCUGCCCUUCAAUGUGCGUCCCAAGUCGCGCAAGGAGAAGAACAAGUUGGCAUCGCGUGCCUGCCGGCUGAAGAAGAAGGCCCAGCACGAGGCCAACAAAAUCAAACUAUAUGGCCUGGAAAUUGAGCACAAGCGGCUGAUGAAUGGCAUCGCAGAGCUGAAGCAGGCGCUGGCGCUGAAGCAUCGCACAAAGAGUCAGGGCGAGUCCACCGAGGAGGUGGAUCAGCAAAUACAACGCAUUUAUGCAACGGCUUCAUCGGGCGUACGCAUUGCGGGCAGCUCGACCGAUUUUGUGAAUAAAGUCUUGGAGAAUAUGCGCGGCGGCAUGCCCAACGGCGGGCUCGAGGAACUGCGCAAAUCAUAGACCAAAUAUUCAAAGCUUAAACGAACCGCCCAUCAAGUCUAGACAUAAGCAUUGACUAACAUCUAGCCAUAGCUCUCGCCAACUAAAUCCCUGUCCUAUAGCCCGGCAAUGUGACCCAGACGAAGCACCCACAACACAACCAAACAAACAAUUUUGAAAAAUGUUCUGCUUGACUGCGUGAUAAUAAGUGAAUGGAAACUGGUGUAGAGAGAAGUGAGGGAGCGAGAAUGUCAAAAAACAAAAAACAAAAACAAAUGAGAAUGUGAGAAAUAGUUGUAACUGUGAUUUAGGAGCCUGGCGUUGCAUGCAGCAGAUAAAUGCUUGUUUGGCCAGCGCUAACAAAUUGAAACGAAAGAAAAUAGAAUUCCCUGGGUAAAACUAAUGUUAAAAAUUUUUAAAAUAUUCUAAAACAAAAUACGAAACAAAAUGUAAAGAAAGAGGCAACCAUACAACAUAAAACCACUACGAAAAUUCGUUUAGUUAUUAAGAAGAAUAAUAAGUUAAAGGAACGAACGCAUGAAUCGAGGAGGUAAAUGCAAAGAAAACGAGUCUAGGAAUUAGCUACCAGUUUUACCUGCUUACGAGAUAAGUUUUUUGAUUUUGUUAAAACAUUUGAAUUGCGAAACAAAAUUAGGCUACACAAUAACAACAAGGAAACGUAUAUAUUUAACUAUAUAACCAUAUAUGAAUAUAUAUAUACAACUGCGAUUUAUUUGUUUAAGUUUUUAUUCUAUAUAUAAACGAUGUAUAAAUUGGUUCAAUGUUUAGAUUUAAGUUUUUUCUAUAUAUCAGUUGGCUAAAAUGAAGAGCUUUUACUUUUAUAUACACAAACAGAUAUAUAUAUAUAUAUAUAUAUAUAUAUAUAUAUAUAUACAUAUAUUUAAUCUAUAACAAUUAUGUUUGUUGGCCCCUCCCGCCCCCACAUACAUACUUUUAACGGUCCUAGGUUGUCAGCUUUUAAGUUUUUGUUUGCGCCUAAGUUAAAAUAUGAUUGAAAGAAAAAGCACAAUGAAAA